Molecule: messenger RNA, 16886 nt
Organism: Amoebophrya sp. A120
Lineage: Eukaryota; Dinophyceae; Syndiniales; Amoebophryaceae
Source: the annotation of a GenBank genome assembly
UAUGUCCUUACUGUCUAGAUUGGUAGCUCUUUAUCACGAAGGAUCUUUCACUUGGUAUCCUCGACGAUCUGUGCAAUUUUUUUCGAUCUUUUUUUUAAGCCUCGGUAGAAGUAAGUCCCAUUUUACAGCAUCACGAAGAUUGUUCUUUCUUCAUCGACUUCGUCAAGUUCGUUCGCCGCACGAAAGCAUCGGGGGGAAGACUUCGUCGCUCCCUGUAUUGGUCCUUUUCAGCAUUCUUGUGUUUCUUCUUGUUUCUUCUUGUUGGUCUCCUCCACCCGCCUUUCACACUGCCGCAGCUGCUGUGCCCUUUCUCGAGGAACUUUUGGUCGACGAGGAAUUCCGUGCGUUUCAAGAUGACGAGAUCACCUAUAUCCCGUGUAAAAACAUCCCCACCCCCAGAGUUGUCAUGCAAUUCUGCAUGCCGAAAAAGUUUCUCAUGCGGAGCCCUAUGAGAAGCAUUAUCUAGUCGUGUUUUGGCAUUUGCGAUGCUAGAAUCAGCAUGGUGCGCUAGAUCUGUGAUGCUUCUGAACUAGCUAAACAGGACUACGCUACGAGGACAGACUUGUCAUGCCAAACAACGAAAGCUGGCUGAUUUGUCUAGCAGAUUUCCCAUCUUGACUCUGGUCUGGGGGCGUUUUUAAUCAGGAUAACCUACAGGCGCGAGAUAAAACUUUCGGACGUCCUCGCCGCACCCGACCCGCAGUCGCUGCCCAAGCGCCUGCUUCCGCACGCAACCACCUUCGGCGAAGAUGUGAGAACGCGAGAAGAGCCGUUUCUGCAGCUUGCUUCGGAGGAGAGAAACCGGCUGGAAGAUCAUGAUUUUUCCAACGGAGGCACAAAACCUUUCUCCCCGGAGGAGGGGCACCUUGCUGCAACUAAAGGACCUCCAGCAGCUUCUGUGCUGAUUACCACGCUGGCGGAUGAUCCCAAAAAGGUAAAAAGCACAUCUACACGCACCAGCACGACCCGACCGACCGCUCCAAUAGGCGGACCAGAACAUGAUGACCCGGCAAAUGAGCAUAGUCCCUCGGCCGCCGUGUGCCCCGCACUAUCCCAGCAGGAGAAGCGAGCACUCUGUCGGGAAUACGCCUUCUUGCUGUUCGGCGGCUUGGCAAAGAAGAAGGGCAAAACGUCCAUGGCGUUUCAGAAGAACGAGGACGGCGGCGGCAUCGUCGAGGGAGCCGACGCUGAGGGAUUCGUGGAUGCCGCGCUCGCGCGGAACGCCUACGAACUGCACGUCUUCCGCGCCAACCAAGGGCGCGAUCGGUACCCUGCGUAAAAACGUGCCCACAACUUGAGACUUGUCAUGCAUACUAUGUAUUUGUAAGUGCUUGCUGUACUGCUCAAAUUAUGUUUCUCAAUCUCAUGCGCGGCCCCAACAUAAGACGCCCAGCACUUAAAUGCUGUUUCGGAGUUUGUUCUGUUGCUAGAAGUGGGAUAAGAUGGAGGUCGAUCUAAUAUGAUGCGCCAACACUAGCUACACACAAGCACACUUAUUGUGCUGACCCAAGCGCAACAACUACAAGUACAACUUCCCUGUUGGUUUGGCGAGCGAAGUCGGCAUCUUCCUUCUGCUGUGGGUACUACGUUUUUACGCAGGAUAACCGGUUCGAUGUUUUCAUCCACAACUGGGCCCUGGCCGCCCGCGAGAAGCUGCGCCGCCUGUACAAGCCCGUCGCCAGUGUGUUCGAGCAGAACGCGAACCGGAAAAUCGAAAUCACGCGUCGCAUCUGGCCGUACGGGCAGCGGAAGUGCUACAAGGGCGACUACUUCUGCAUCCUUGCCCAGGUGUCCAUGAGUCUGUCCGUGCGGGAAGUGGUGAACUUGAUGCUGGUGUACGAGGCGAGAAUGCAGCCGUUGCGGCGCAACUGUGGCUGCAAAUCCGACAGGUACGAGUACGUCAUGGUGACGCGGGCCGACAUGCUCAAGUACCAGAUGAACCUGAUCUUCCCGAACACCUACCCCACCAGCCUCGUCAGCUCGGUGUCUCACACCGGCGACCACCACUGGGUGUUACCCGGGAGCGGCUACGCGGCGCGGCUGCGCAGCGCCUUUGACUACAGGUGGCAGGUGCUGCACGGGCGGGAUUUUGACGAGGACAAGUUCUUCAGCUUCUGGCACCGCGGCAAGUUGCUCAGGAACAUCGAGCAGCUGCGGGCGUACAGCGAAAACAGCGAGAAAAUGGUCGAAGAGUGGAGGGUGGAAGACGACGCGGAUUUCCGUCGCAUGUUUGACAAGAUGGACGCGGAAGAGCUCGCAAGAAAGAAAAGAGUCUGGAACGCCUUGAUUGUUCCCGACCGCAAAACCGCGCAGGGCUUUCAGCUCCUGGGCGAGUCAGACCGGUGGGUCCAGAGCCACCAGGUAUCCAAGUGCAUCACUCGGCGACGUGGUCCUUCUUCUGAACAUUUGUCCGGGUCGUGGUCGUGUUUGCAAAAUACUGUAGAAGUCGUGCUGCUCCUGCGCGAGUUUUUAUCAACCCUCAUCUAUGUCUACCGCGACUGAGUGUGCAUGACAAGAAGCUAUCUUUGAAAGGUUCCACAAAAGGAGCAUGGAUGUGUGUUUGUACUUACUAUCGCAGAAGGUGCUGCUACUUUUUGGUUUUCGUUUUCAUCAGUACGUGCUGAUCUUCACUUAUCUGCUUCUUGUUUUCAUUUCAACGCGGCCAUUGAUCAUACGCUGACGCUGAUCGCAAAUGGGGGGGAGGAGGAACAAAAACAGUCGCACUCUGAUACCAGGAAGACGCGGCGCAUAGCACGAUCGUGACGCAGGAAAGUCUGAAGCUUUUCGAGUCCACGCAGUAUUUUCACAACCUCAAGUCCCGGUUUCGGCCGAUCUUGUUGCCCGGUGUGGACAAGAAAAACCUGAUCUGGCAUAUAACCCGCUCAGGUGUUACAAUCUCAAACGUUACAAUAAAACAUGGAAAUCUGUGAUGCAAGAGUGCAUGAUCUAGCCUCUUCCCACAGGAUUACGCAUGACAAGUUUCGGAGCUUCAAGCCGCACUACAAUCUGGCGAAAUUUGUAUUGCAGAAAGUGGAACGCUCUCCGAGUCUGUCAUGCUCCUCAUGCAAUACAAAGCCCAGAUUCUAUUGUAACGUUUGAGAUUGUAACGUUUGAGCAGGUCAUGUGGCACAUCCGGUACUGGCUGGCGUCUUCUUCCUGGUUCGCGGAGUAUAUCCGCUUCGUAUCAUAUUGCAAGAAAAAAGUGUUACAGAUACACAUUGUGUUGCAAGACCGGCAACACAGACAACCUGUCUCAUGCAGGAAAGGCUUGCGAGCCUCGUUUCCUUCCUGUUUUCCAUUAUGAUCUUUGCAGUACAAGUUUUCUCUGCCACAAAGAGAAAAUCUGUGAUGCAGAAACUCCAACACAUGUGUAACUGUAGCGCUUUUUUCUCGUGAUAUGUCAAACUGGAAAGUGCCCCGCCCCGCCAGAUGGGCGGAUUCAGUACGUACAUUGCAAAGUUACUGCAUCAACUACAUGGAAAUAAUCUGUACAUAAGAGAAGAACGCGACUCAGUUUAUUCGUUUCAGAAUCGAUGAGCAAGCGCGCAAGUGUUCCGUUGCGGAAGUAAGUUCGCAACGCGAAGUUUUCCCAUUGCGGUCUAUCAGGGGCGCUUUGCGGGCCGAUAGUUCAACGUCACGUACGGCCACUGGCCGGCCCAAGACCUCGUCUGCGACCAGAAUAGCUUGGGGCUGCACCACGUGUACGCGACCGUCCCCCCGAUGCACUGGCGCGACACUGCGUACUAUCCCAAGAAAAGACUGUUUUGCAGGCAAGACACGACGCUGUUGCAGAUUUACUUUCAGCCGAGGUGACGUAAGCUAAGGCAAAAAAACCGAAACAGACACAUCUGAAGGUACAGGGUCUUGAGCACCACGUUGCGCAGGAGGACAUGGCUGUUCCGUCUUCCUCGUGUGUACUAUUUCUCCAAUUUCGCAUAGAUAGCGCGACUGUGACAACUCUUUGUCUUCGCAUACCGGCCUGGGAAUGGCGUACCGGCACUGGAGGGAAGUGAACGUGCACAAGGUCGACGGUUACGAAGACACAGAUGUGUACUCGCCACUGAAACACUAUGGCGACGCAAUCUAUUUCAGCUCCCAAUUAUUUCAAAUUUUGCCACCUCAACUUUAAAAUUAAUAUAGCUCUAUGAAGUUGGUGCCUUUUUUGUUUGAGAAAUAGACAGCGUAUCGGGUGCUUUUGCAUGAACUAGCCUCAUUCACCAAAGACUGCAGGCCCUGCUCCGGAGACCUGUUGCUCCGGCCUUUUAUUUGUCUUUUUGCCGCCUCAAGUGACCCCCUCUUGGACCCCCGGCCUUCCCGGACCCCCCUGAUAGCCGCCAAAAAGCCGUACUGGUUUGGCAAGCCAUGCCAGCGAGGGAAGGGGAUUUCUACCCCCCUCCGGUAAACCACUUUACGACCCCCCUUCAAGCACCCCCCUGAAGGAGGGCCCCCAGCCCCAUCUUUUUGCCUUGCUUGUUCGACAGCGCAGGACCAGACAACUUUUGUGAAUUUCGCUAAGCUGCCCUGCAAAGAAUCGAGCUACUGGAAAGUCACGCCGUUGCGACACAAAUCAGGUGCCUGAAGUAACUACUCAGAGCUGAGGCCACAAAAUUUGAAAUAGUUGGAGGCUGAAAUAGUUUGCGUCGCCAUAAACACCACGAGGACCAGCUUUUCGCGGCGGGGAUCCGCAGCGGCAAUUAUGGCGUUGUGCUGCGUGGGCGCGGCGAGGGCAUGGAGGAAAUGGAGUGCUACGCAGAGUUCGAGGAGGACCAGACGCACCCGGGGAAGCUUCAGGUGAAGACGCUGCCCACGACGACUCCUACCGAAGGAAGUGAACAACGAGCUCCCCUUGCGUCGUCGGCGCAAGUUGGUGGAGGAACCGCAGGAGGUGCCGUGAGGGGCACGAGGAAAACGAAUCCUUCGAUGAAAUUGUUCGACCAAAGGUUGUGGCCGAGGCUGACGUCGCUGCAGAAGCUGCAUCUCCUGGAGACCUGCCGGAGGGUCCGGGGUGGGGCGGCGACCAAUUUUUACCGAAGCGAGGAUGUUGAGGACCUCCCUGAGAGGACUAACGGCGAGUCCUUCGCCUCGGAGACGUUUUGGUUCGAGGACGCUUCUGCCGAGUCUGCGGAAGCUUUGUUUGCCCGCAUUGCCCGGAUGGAGAAGGCCCCGGGUAGCGAUUUCGGUGCGCAGGAACUCUCGGAAACGUUCCAGAAGUGGAGGAUUUUGCUUGAAAAGGUGAUCCGGCGGCUAAACAAUCCCAAUGCGUUCAGGCACGAGCAACGGGAGCAAGCAGAGGACCUCUCUAAGAAUACAGCCGCACCAUCUCGUAGCGCAGAAGGAGCAGUAGAACAAGAACCAGCUCGGCCAGCGGACAACCCCUCGGCGAUGAAGGCCAGUCGGGCGUCGUCUACGUCGCCUGCCCCCCCGGAAUCCGAAGUGCAAGUCUUGCAGCCUGCUGCACCCGAACUCCUGUAUUUGCAUCCGGAGCAGCAGUUUUUUCGCAUCCAGCUGGACCUAGAUGCUGCGAUCGAGGCCUCGGACGAACACAAGCAAGAUUUUGCGCGCAUCCGGUUCCUAUCAAAUGCAAAAAUGUCUGGGUCUGGGAAAUUGCGAGAUUACUAUCUAAACUGCAGCAGCUGGUAAAAAAUGCAUGCGAGGGGUAUGUUCGGGGGUAUGUUCGGGGGUGUGUCAGGGGUAUGCAAAUGCUCCUCAAUCACGGGCGGACUACAAUUUUUUGCCGAAAAACCAACAGGUGGGGUAUAAACAUACCCCAGACAUACCCCAGACACACCCCAGACACACCCCAGACAGACCCCCGAACAUACCCCAGGCAAAAAGUCCGAACACACCCCAGACACACCCCGGACAUACCCCGGGCAGACUUUCGGACACACCCCGGACAGAAUUUUUGACACACCCCGGACAAACUUUCGGAUUUUGUCAUGUGAGGGUUGACCCGAGGUCCAGUCUGUCACGCGAGACCGUGCGGCCAAGGGGCGAAAGCCCUAGGGCAGCGCGGGGACUCUGUCCCCGCGUCAUGCCCUAGGGGCCAGCUGGGAGCGCUUUCCGGACACCGCGCGGCCAAGGGGCGAAAGCCCUAGGCCAGCGCGGGGACUCGGUCCCCGCGUCAUGGCCUAGGGGCCAACUGUGGGCGUUUCCUUUCCCGGACACCGUGCGGCCAAGGGGCGAAAGCCCUAGGCCAGCGCGGGGACUCGGUCCCCGCGUCGUGUUGGCCUAGGGGCCAGCUGUGAGUGCUUCCCGGACACCGUGUGGCCAAGGGACGAAAGCCCUAGGCCAGCGCGGGGACUCGGUCCCCGCGUCAUGGCCUAGGGAGUCCCCGCGUCAUGGCCUAGGGGCCAGCCGUGAGCGCUUCCCGGACACCUUGCGGCCAAGGGGCGAAAGCCCUAGGCCAGCGCGGGGACUCGGUCCCCGCGUCAUGGCCUAGGGGCCAGCUGGGAGCGUUUCCCGGACACCGUGCGGCCAAGGGGCGAAAGCCUUGGGCCAGCGCGGGGGCCCGGUCCCCGGGUCAUGGCCUAGGGUUCAGUUCUGGGCGCUUCCCGGACAGCGUGCGGCCAAGGGGCGAAAGCCCUAGGCCAGCGCGGGGACUCGGCCCCCGCGUCAAUCAUGGCCUAGGGGCCAGCGGUGAGCGCUUCCCGGACACCGUGCGGCCAAGGGGCGAAAGCCCUAGGCCAGCGCCGGGACUCUGUCCCCGCGCCAUGGCCUAGGGGCCAGCUUUGAGCGCCUCCGGGGCAGCCGGCGACCAAGGGGCGAAAGCCCUAGGCCAGCGCGGGGACUCGGUCCCCGCGUCAUGGCCUAGGGGCCAGCUGGUGGCGCUUCCCGGAAACCGCGUGGCCAAGGGGCGAAAGCCCUAGGCCAGCGCGGGGACUCGGUCCCCGCGUCAUGGCCUAGGGGCCAGCUUGGAGCGCUUCCCGGACACCGUGCGGGCAAGGGCGGGGCGAAAGCCCUAGGCCAGCGCGGGGGCUCGGUCCCCACGUCAUGGCCUAGGGUUCAGCUCCGGGCGCUUCCCGGACAGCGUGUGGCCAAGAGGCGAAAGCCCUAGGCCAGCGCGGGGACUUGGUCCCCGCGUCAUGGCCUAGGGGCCAGCGGUGAGCGCAUCCCGGACACCGUGCGGCCAAGGGGCGAAAGCCCUAGGCCAGCGCCGGGACUCUGUCCCCGCGCCAUGCAUGGCCUAGGGGCCAGUUGUAGGCGCUUCCCGGACAGCGUGCCACCAAGGGGCGAAAGCCCUAGGCCAGCGCGGGGACUCUCUCGGCCCCCGCGUCAUGGCCUAGGGGCCAGCUGUGAGCGCUUCGCUCCCGGGCACCGUGCGGCCGAGGGGCGUGCGAAAGCCCUAGGCCAGCGCCGGGACUCGGCCCCCGCGUCAUGGCCUAGGGGCCAGCUGGGGGCGCUUCCCGGAAGCCGCGUGGCCAAGGGACGAAAGCCCUAGGCCAGCAUGGGGACCCGGUCCCCGUGUCACGGCCUAGGGGCCAGGUGUGGGCGUUUCCCGGACACCGUGUGGCCAAGAUAGGGACGAAAGCCCUAGGCCAGCAUGGGGACUCGGUCCCCGUGUCANAUAGGGACGAAAGCCCUAGGCCAGCAUGGGGACUCGGUCCCCGUGUCAUGGCCUAGGGGCCAGGUGUGGGCGUUUCCCGGACACCGUGUGGCCAAGGUAGAAGCGAAAGCCCUAGGCCAGCGCGGGGACUCGGUCCCCGCGUCAUGGCCUAGGGGCCAGCCUUGAGCGCUCCCCGGACACCGUGCGCCCAAGGGGCGAAAGCCCGAGGCCAGCGCGGGGACUCGGUCCCCGCGUCAUGGCCGAGGGGCCAGCUGGGGGCGCUUCCCGGACACCGCGCGGCCAAGGGGCGAAAGCCCUAGGCCAGCGCGGGGACUCGGUCCCCGCGUCAUGGCCUAGGGGCUAGCUACGAACACUCCCCGGACUGACACCACACCGCGCGGCCAAGGAAGGGCGGGACGAAGAUAGAAAAGCCCUAGGGCGGUGUGGGGCUCUGUCGCCGCGUCAUGACCUGGGGCGGGGCCGGCUCCAGGCCCGGCGCCAGUUUCUUCUUUUCUUUUAUCUUUGCGCGCGGCAGGCUAAUGAAUCUAGUGCGCGCAAGCAGGGGAGCCGCGUCCGCAGGCCCGUCGCGGGUCAGGGAAUGCAAGGCGCACCGAAAUACCUAGCACUAGCUGCAGGCGACCUGCCUGCCCAGUGUCACCGCGCAGACAAAUGCCGGAAGGUCGCCGCACGGGGACUCUGUCCCCGUGCUCGGACCUUGUUUGUCAUGCAGAUUUUUCAUGAUCCAUGCCGUCUGGAAUGCAGGACCUAGCAUGACAGAUUCUGUGAGACCCCUAUCAUGCCUAUCCUGCAUGAGAAACCUCCUCCCAACUUGGUCAAAAGUGGACAACUUUUGGCAUUCGUGCGACACAGAUUUUCGCACGAGCCAGAAUUAGCAUUACAUUUACAAGCGGCGGAGGUCUGGGGUGAAUAUGAGAAGGCGCUGCGGGACGCACUAGACCAGAAGUGGCCCCAAGAGCGGAAGGGUCCAGGAAAGCCCUGGAUUUCCGAGCACACGUGGACGCUCAUCCAGAAGCGCAGCAAGAAAAACACCCGGGAGGGGCUAACGAAAGCGGAGCAGCGAGAACUGGCGAAGGCAGUGAAGCAGGCAGUCCGGGCAGACAAGAAGCGCUGGGUGGCCGACAAGCUCGAGGAGCUCAAAAAAGCGGAAAACAGAGGGGACGCGCGCGCAACCUUCGAGGUCGUGAGGCAGUUAGCAGGGCGGAGCAGAAAGGGGCAGCCGGACAGGCUCCCGGGAGGCAACGCCAAGCACGUCGAGUUUUGGCGCUCAAUUUUUGGCGUGCCGAGGCCGGAGCCGGCUCAGGAGCUAAAGGAGACCGAAACGUGGAAGGAGUGUGAAAAGGAAUUCAACAGCAACAACGCGCGACCGCCGUGGGAGCAAGCUUUCCAGGAGAUCACAGACGCCGAAAUCGACAAAGGUAUCAAAGAGUUGAAACCCGGCAAAUCAUUCGCCGGGUGCAUGCCAGCCGAAUUCUUCGCAAGCAGCGAGUUGGGCCGGCGGGUCCUUCGCGAUGUAGUGAAGAAGAUAUUCGCAGGGGAGAAGAUCCCGGAAGAAUGGUUAGAGGCUUCGAUCACACUCCUCCAUAAAGCCGGAGCAAAAGGGGAGCCAAAAAACUACCGCCCGGUGGCGCUCCUCACGGUAGGGGAGAAGCUCCUCAGCCUCCUCAUCCUCAACCGCAUAAAGGACGCGGCCUACGCAAGCAUCGACCAACGACAAAAAGGAUCAGUGGCGGGAAUGUCAUGCAGAAGUGGCGUGUUUGUACUCCUCCGCCGCCUCGAGCAGGCCAUACGAGACGGCGAAGACAUGGCGUCGAUCUUCAUAGACUUCUGCAAGGCCUACGAUUCGCUUUCGUGGGAAAGGAUGCGCAGAAUCCUGCAGAUGCAAGGAAUGCCCCCGAGCCUGGCGAAAAUACUCGAAGAGCUAUACGAUGGCGCCAGCAUGCGGCUGAAGACAGGCCGCGGGGAACUUUCGGAGAAGAUCGGCCAGAAGUGCGGAAUCCGACAGGGGUCGAGCUUGAGCCCGCUCCUCUUCAUUCUGACGCUGGACUGGGCGAUGAGGAUGGUGACAAGAGUGCUAGUGCGCAAAGGAAUCUUUAGCACCUCGGCCGAGACGGUGGAACUUGCUCGGCUGUCCUGGCUCGGAUAUGUCGACGACCUCGUCAUUCGCACGCAAAGCAAAGAACACGCGGCAACGGCACUCACGGAGCUAAUGGCAGGGUGCGCAUUCGUCGGGCUAACCUUGAACGCGGACAAGACCGAGGCCAUGACGUUCAACCUGCAGCCGGCGGAAAAAACGAACGAAGAAGCACGGGAGGAGCGAUUCAAGUUUCGGGAACUCGACGGCACAGAGCGCAGCGGCUGGAUGGUCGAGUGGAGUGGGGCGGACCUGCGCCCAGAGCUAAAACAAGGAGCGAAAAAGGCGCCGCGGAUGGACAUGGGGCUGAAGCCCACUCACCUACUCGCCUGUGAUGAUGGGUCCUUCAGCUGCUGCAUCCUGAAGCAAAGCGGGUGGGCAACAGUGCGAUGGCGAUGGGCCGAAGCGCCGGCAAGGCUCAUACGCAUGGGCCGCGUCCGGUUUGUCAAGCAAGAGAAAAACGCAUUCGUCUGCGACAGGUGCGGCGACAUCCUGAGCGACCAAAAAGCACUGACCUACCACAAGGCGACGGGCUUCUGCCGACCGGCAAAGACAGAAGAGGAAGAGCGACAGCUCCGGAUAGGGCGGCAGAUCCUGGAAAAACAGAAGGCAGAGCGUGCGCGGCAGCUCGUCUCAGCCAACCUAACCACCUACAGCGGGGAAGAGAUCAAGGCCGUCAGCUUGUUCAAGUACCUGGGCACGCAAGUAGAAAACAACGCGGCGACAACGAAGGAGAUCGCGAGGCGCGCCGGCAUGGCGCGUGCCACGGCCCAGGCACUGCGGGGCAUCUGGAGAGACCGAGACAUCUCCAGGAAGUUGAAAGCGACCUUAUGCCAAAGCCUAGCCAAUUCCGUCGCAUUAUACAACGCGGAAACCUGGCACCCGCGGGAACACGACCUCAAGGCGCUGCGGUGGUUCCAGCGCAGUACUUCAAAAACGGUGGAAGGGGGAAAACGCGCAUGGCAGUACGCACAAGAGGAAGCGGAAGGAGCAGAAGAGUACGCAAGCCGGCUCGACCUCUGCAACAGGACGGGAGUGCCGCCGAUAGAGACCAUCUGAUCCUGCGGGAGAGACGGGUAGCAUGGACAGCGCACACCUACCUUUCGCAACCCCAACGAAGCAUGCCACCACCUAACGAAGGAAGAGACCCGAAAAAACACCCCCUGGGGCAGGAUGGUAAAAGAGGACUCCGAAGCCAUAGGCCUACCAGUCGACGGGUUCAUGGACCUAAAGCCACAGCCAGCGGCCCACGUAGUGAAGGCACACCUCGUAGCAAAAAGGCCCACGAAGCCGCUGCCGAAGCAGCAAAAGACCGACAGGAGAGGAAAGACCAAGGCGUGCAAAGCAAGGACCGCCCGACAAAACGAAAAUAUCCGGAAGCAAAAGGAGGAGGCCGAGCAAAAACAAGCAGCCAGAAUUCAUAGCGAGUAUCAGCGGCAGGCGCUGGGAAAGAGCUCCCAACACCACAGGCAGCGCCUGGCAAACCGAAAAAAGCGACGCCGAUCCCGAUCCCGUGAUGUUCCAAAUCGACGCCGAGGAUUUCUGUGAGAAUUCGGGGCGGACAGAAUACCGAGUGUGCGGCAUCUGGUUCCAAAAGAUGAGUGACGGAACCUACGCUGCGCGCUGAAGCGUGCGAGCGAAGAUUCUUAGCAAAGCGAUACACUUGUAAGCACAUCCGAGAGAGAACGAUGGGAAACCGAUGGAAGAACUUUUGAAGAAGGAUAAUAGCUUGCGUGAGUGAAUGGUGAACGUAUGCAGGGCAUUCGGAGUGGACUGGAGAGACGAGGCGGAUCUGAAGCGGUUUCGACGCGAAUACGCGGAGAGACGGAACAGCAUCGAGCCAGAACCCGGCCAGCUAUUCGUAGCAACAGAUGGCGGCCUAUGCGACGAGACGGGGCGUUUUUCGGCUAGCUUCGUCAUCACAGGCAACACGGGCCCGGACACGAUUCGCCCCGCUGCUGCCUCCCGUACCCUAUCGGGCGAGCUGAUCGAUGCAGGAGGAUGGGGCCUCGCGUGGAGCUGCGAGCUGAACGUGGACAACCCAUACGAAGCGGAGCGCACAGCGGUUUUGGGGGCCCUCCAGAGGAUUGCGCAUUUCAUACGGACGGCGAGAAACGAGGACGACGCGACGGACAUCGAGAGGGUGUUGCUAUUGGUCGACAACUCGGGCGUCAUCUCAGCUGCACGGGCCUACACGCGCUCACCCAUGACCGCGGACAUACGCAUGGCGAUCAACGAGAUACACGACGAAUUGUCCGACGGUGGCGCUGGAGUUCCUGCGGACGCCCUCCCACGUAGGGGUGAGGCUCAACACCAUGGCGGACGAACUGCCGAAGUUAGGCGGCAGCCGGAGGAGCGGCGACGGCGAGUUCCCUACCACCCGCAGAACCCUUAAAACCAUCAAGGCGAAGGCCAAGCAGCUGGCGAUGGACGAAAGGAAGGAGAGCAAGCCGACAACGGGCUAUGGCCUAAGCAAGCGACCGAGCAUAGUAGGGGCCUACUCGAGGAAGUGCGCCGUCUUGCAGGGGCAACGUGUCGAGUGGGCGCGCUGGGUCCUACUAAGCAUUCACGCAGGACUGGUAGCCGGAGGGCCAGAACGGAAUCCCCUGGCGCCGAUCGUGUGCAGAAGGGGACAGGCGGGGCAGUACGGGUGCAGGAACUGCGGCAAGAAAGUGGGCAGCCUCCCACUAGUCGGCCACCUCAUCUUCGGCACGUGCAAUUUCUCGGACGACAAGAGACCCCCGGAGCGUGAAAACAUCCAGAAAGCGACGCACCUAAACGCCACGACCAUGCCGAUCGUGGCGGGCGACCUAUUGGGGCUGCCAGUGGGGAAAGAGCGCCGAUCGUACGUGAUGAGGCCGCAGCGGGAAGACGAGAAGGAAGAUAUCCGGUCCCCGCGCACGAGGAAAAUAGUACGGAGCAUGCGCAGGCACUACGGGGAGUGGGAGGGCGACAGCGACUCCGACCCAACGCCGGACGCACAAGACGAAGGAACCCAGGAGGACGGAGAAGGCGCGGAGACGAGUAGUUAGACAGUAGACUAGCAGGCUUAGAGUACGUUUAGAGAAAGCAGAACGCAACAGACACGACAAGAGCGAAACAGGCAGGCAGGACAGAAAGAAAAAGCCUCGGACAGAACAGAAAGAGGCGCGGCAAGCUGCAAAGCAGCAAAACAGGCACGCCCAGAAGAAGAGCCGAGGGGCCUGGUCUACGCAGGAGCAGGGGGCGUCCCUCUCCCGUAGGACCAGGGCGAAGGAAAGGCGCAAAAGAGGCACCUAGCAGGAGAAGGAGACGCGGAGGAGGCCAUGCUGUUGGGGUACACCUGUCGGGGCCGCCGGCCUGUUCGCUUGCGUUUGUUGCCCUCGGUGCGUUCGUCUGUAGUUUGUGGUGCUCGUCGGUAUGCCAAGUUUCUCAGCUGAUCGGUCUGCCGUGGUAGCCAUGAGUUUGUCUCUGUGUCGGACGUUCGUUCUCCAGAAAUGCCUUCCGCCUGCGCGUCUCAUCUCUCGUUGCCCUUCUCGUUUCCACGUGCCCACAUCUUCCCUGUCACGCGUCCGUCAUGCUGUUGCUCCCCUCCCCCUCCAGAUGACAUUAGCUUUUAGACCAAGGCCAAAGCGGGUAGACGCCACCGUUGGCUGCCGGCCUACGCGACCUCAUCUUCGUCCUCGCCGACAGUUUUCCGGUACCAACGAGGCGCAGAUGCGCGAUUUCCGCGGCGAGGGGCGGUCGGGGGCGAGACGGAAUGUAUCCAAAUAAGAUGAUAAAUCCGGGCUCCCAGCAACAACCACGUGCGCCCGCACAGGGGAGGGGGAAAAUUUUUGCCAAAGAGAACAAAAGAAGGCCACCCGGCCGGCCUGUGGUGCCCGCUGGGUACCGAGGAGCCCAGCACGAUGGGCACACCUAUGCAUGCCCCCUAGCCCGGUCACAGGUUGUAUCAUAAUAGGCAUGCAAAUCCUCGCCCUAGGAUGAGAUCGUCCCCAUUGGUUCCAUUUCUGAUGAUGAUCGGCCCCAUUGUUUCCUGCGCCGGAUUCGCACCUGACCCAUUAGCGUUCGUUAACCCCCGGGCUUCUAGUCGGGCUCUUGAUCUCCGGGUCUUCUCGAUUGGCUCUUGCCAGGGUGGGCUUCGUGCAAACGUGUGCGCGUUGUUUCUCUAGCGUGAAAAGUCGGGCCCGCACGCCGGCCGCGCUAAAGGCUGGCGCAUCGUAGAAUGAGUGAAUGAAUGAAGUUGCAUCCUUCCAAUCCCAUACAUUUUUGCAAUGCAUAGCUCCUCCUCCGCCCCUACCGGGGGGUGGUGGACCCCAGCCCGGAAUCCAUCACGAAUGUAUCAAGACGAAAAUAAGUUGUAUGCCCAGGGCCCCCAGAACUGCAAAGUGUCCCGCUUGUGAAGUUUUUAUUUCCCCUAGAGUUGUAAUGCGGGUAUUUACGGUAUUAUAUCGAACAAUGAAGUGUACUUCAUCUUUUUUGUUCUAUUCUCAUACUGACGCCGAAUUUAUAGAUGCAUAGCGACGAGCUGUCUGUGUGAUCUCAGAAUACCACAGGGGGGUGACAUCUACAACGUUGCUUCUAUUUCGGUAUACGAAAUGAAACGAAUGCGCCGCAUGCAAGGAGGACAACAAGUUUUUCAAAGCUAGUAUAUUUAUCUAUCAUGAUACAAGCAAUCUCUCGGGACAACUGGGUUCUUGCAACUACUUGUUUUGAGUUUGAUACGACCGGCGGGACCGGAACGCGUUCUUGCCCUACUACCAGAAGUUUACUCGCGUUCCGGCUUGGGAAACCCCGUCCGGCCUACGAGUGCUGCGGCAGACCUUCGGGCCGAGGGUACACCACACCCUCGUGGCCUAUACCAAAGACCAGCUCGCCAGUAUCGGUCAGGCCGCUGAGGAACCUGGUGUGAGCAGCACACUGCAGACCCAGAUCUCGUCGUCGGUGUCAACAUCUGCUUCUCCGACAGCGGAAGUUACCACUUCUAGCGGUGAACAAGCGCACAAGGAAAAGAAGAAGAGAAAGAAAAUCAACUUUGGCGCGCCAACAACGCGUAACGUUACGCCACGGUGGCGGCCGUUAUCAAACAUGAAAUUACGCCACCGCCGAACCGAGUUGCAACUUGUAUCUAAGUACAGUAUUUGUUCAUGAUGUUAACGUACGAACCGGGCUAUGACAGACUGCAGACGGGAUCAUGUAAGUAAAAGAUACUCAACGGGGACGCCCUGUUCGUAUCAAGACAAAUUUGUUUGAGAAGAGAAUUCCGGCGCGCCGUAGAGUUCUUCUCGCACGACAAAGAAUUGUGUACGACGAGGCGUGCGUCUGCAGGACGCGACGCUGAGCACUAUUUCUUAGGUCAUCAUGACGAAUCAUGUUGUUCAGGACUACAGAUGCGCUCCUAGGGGCGGGGGCGCAAUUGUGUUGGAGGGUCUUUUAUGCGCAGCCAAAACCGCACGUGGAUGCAAGAGAUUCUCAACAUGACAAGUGGGUUCAAUCCCGACUACUGGACGGUGGCGAAGGUGCUGGAAACCUUUCCAACCGUGAGAGUGCUGCCGCGGAUAAACAUGAAAGACAACAGAUUCCCGGACAUAAAGGAUGAUUGGGAGUUAAGGCACCACGUUCGGUAUCUCUUACAGGAACUCGCCGCUUUCGCUUUUCGCACCACACAUGCAUUAAUAAUUUUACCUAGCAUGCGAUAAUGAAAUGAGCCUCCCUGUUGAGCGAAUGUGGUGUGGUAAAAAUCUAAAUCAGUGGUCCACCCGCAUCGGCAUUGUUGAACAGUGUGACAGCACUAUGGGCUUGGCCUUGACAAACACGCCUAUAUACUUAAAUACUUAUAUUGCUUUUGCAUGCUUGAUGACACGAAACUGACUGUGACAACCGAUUGCAAAGGCAAUAAUUUUCUGUGUGAUACUUGGCAAAUCAUGGAACCGGUUAUUUGGGUCAGCAACGCAAAGCCAAACUCUUGGGAACAGGAAAGUUGGUGGGAAUGAAGAAAGGGCUUCGACCGCUCUGCACGAGGUCUCUCAUAGUCGAAGAGAAUACAUCCAAUUGGCCCCCAAUGCUGCAUAGGUUCAUCGCAGGGUGUGUCUUCACGUCCUGUUUACUAUCUGAGUCUUCAUCUUCGUGAUAACCUGAAUGAGUGCUGCUCAAUACUUACAUUCAUAUGUAGUGAGGUCACGAACGUUCUAUCCUAGCUGUUUUUUUGACAUGUCUCAUCCAAAACGACCGGCAGUUUUCAAGCGGACGGAAGUGUUUUUGGACAUAAAAGAUUUUCAAUUAUCAAGCGGCCAGAGCUUUAGCGGCAAAAUACCCCGAGCGGAUUGUAUCGAUUCCCCCUUGAUAAAACGACGCAGGGGAGCCGGCAAAAGGGGCGCCCUUCUGAGGCGCCCGCCGCCUUGGUUUCUGGCGGUUUGGGACGCCCAAAAAGGAGCGCCCAAAAAGCAGCAGUCCGAAAAAAACAGCGAGUCCGCAUGGUAUGGGCCUCAUUUAGGCCCACACUCCGGCCCUGCAAAAGACGCAACAAAGAUCCGCCAUUUCAGAGGCAGAGUGAAGGCCAGAAGAUGCGGCAUUUUAACAAAAAAACAAAAAAGACCAAAGUCCGCGAAAAGCAAAAAGCCAAUCCGCAUGCUAAGGGCCCGACUUGGGGCUCCCAAGGGGCCGACCCUUGUGGGGGCUCUGGCGGGGCCAUAGCACGCGGGGAAGGAAGGUUUUUCGAUUCGAAACCAAAUGGAGGCCAGCGCUGGAUCGAGAUUUUUAGCGACCGCCGUGCCGUCGUGCAUAACAUUACUCACGAUGGCAUGGUGGGCAUAGAAGUCGCGUCUUUUUUUGGUGUGAAGACAAAAAAACCGCCAUGACCUCACUACCCCCGCUGAGGCGGCUAUUAUUGGUAGUGUCUCCUGCUGGCCACAAAAUGCAUUGCGAUUGACGUAGCACUGCUGAAUUUUAAUAAAGUUCUUGCAUCUUGUUCUACUUCGAAGACCAUGUAGUCAGAUCCUGGGUGCAUGAGCGCUCGGCGUAUCGGCAUCGAAGGGGUUUGUCGUGCCUUAUAACGCGGAAGCAGAAGAAAGAAACCCAAGUGGAUCUUCAUUAUUGGCAAGACGAGAUGGGGGGCGCCGCCCGCACUGGGAUGUACAUCGCUUUCACAAAUCGCGCUGCUCGUGUUGAAAUUAACGCUGAAUAGAAUGCCGUUGGGUCACAGUGUCUUUU